UAUAUUAAAAAGAACACAUAUAUUCCCUCUCAUUAACUUAUGACAACGGCAGCUUUCAUGGACAUUGUUUCAAAUUCAAUACUCAUAUCCACUUUAUUUCUGGUUCUUGGUUUGCUUUAUUAUUAUUAUUAUUAUAUCUAUGAUCGACAAAAGACUAAUCACCAUGGGAAGAAGAAGAAGUAUCAUCCCACUGGUGCCACUCUACUUGGUGUACUCAUCAACUAUAACACGGGGCAUCAUUUCUUGACGGAUCUCGCGGCAAAAUACAAAACUUAUAGAAUUGCUAUCCCUUUCCAACGCCAGGUCCUUACUAGUGAUCCUAAGAAUGUGGAGUAUAUCCUCAAGACCAACUUCAAAAACUAUGGCAAAGGAAAGCAUUUUUGUGACAUCAUGAAGGAUCUAUUGGGUGAUGGAAUAUUUGCAGUCGAUGGGGACCAAUGGCGAGAGCAAAGAAAGAUAACAAGUCAUGUGUUGGCUUCAAAAGUCUUGAAAGAUUAUAGCAGCGAAAUCUUCAGAAACAACACAUUCAAACUUCGGAACAUAUUGUCGGAAGCAGCAAAUACCAACCAAACUGUCGAUAUAAAUGAUUUGUUGAUGAAGGCAACAAUGGAUUCGUUAUUUAAAGUUGCUUUUGGAGUUGAUCUUGACAACAUGAGCAAUUCGACGGAAGAAAGCGCUAAGUUCACUCGUGCUUUUGAUGAUGCCAACACUUUGAUAAUUCGUAGACUUGUUGACAUAACAUGGAAAAUCAAGAAGUUUUUGAAUAUUGGCUCUGAGGCCGAGUUAACUCGAAAUAUGAAAGUGAUUGAUGAGUUUGUUUACAAGGUCAUCCAGCUUAAGAUUCAGCAAACGCAUAACUUGAAAGAUGAAAGUAGUACUACUUCGUUGAUGAAGAAGAACGACAUUCUAUCAACGUUUGUGGAGAGCAACGAGCAAGAUCCAAAGUACUUACGAGAUAUAAUACUAAACUACGUGCUAGCCGGUAAAGAUCCUAUAGCUAUUGCUAUGGUUUGGUUCAUUUACAUGCUUUGCAAACAUCCUGAAAUUCAAGAAAAGGUUGCUAGAGAUAUUAAAACAGCAGCUGUAAACAUGGAUGAAGAAGAAGAGAUCACAAAUAUUGCGGAUUUUGAUGCUCGUGUGAGUGAGGCUGCGCUUGAGAAGAUGCAAUAUCUUCAUGCGGCUUUGUCAGAGACGAUCAGGCUCUAUCCUCCAUUGCCAUUGGAUGUAAAGACAUGCUUUUCAGAUGAUGUUCUACCGGAUGGUUAUAAUGUACAAAAAGGGGACAAUGUGCUUUACCUGCCAUAUGCAAUGGGAAAAAUGAAGUUCAUAUGGGGUGAUGACGCACUUGAGUUUAAACCGGAAAGAUGGCUUGAUCAAGAUGGUUGCUUCCAUCCAGAGAGCCCCUAUAAAUUUACAGCUUUUCAGGGAGGACCGCGAAUCUGUUUAGGCCGAGAUUUUGCAUAUAGGCAACUGAAGACAUUCUCUGCGCUUUUGAUAGGUUGCUUCGUGUUCAGGUUGAGCAAUGAAAACAAUGUUAGAACAUAUAGACCUUCGAUUAACUUGCACGUGGACGGUCCACUGCAAAUUUGCGUUUUCAAUAGAUUCAUGUUACAUAAGCCUUAACAUGAGUUAAUUGCUUCAAUAUAUAUUAAUAAAUCUUAAGUAUGUACUGUACUCGUACAUAUAUAUUUUUGCAUCGUUUAAUUCGUCCCUUUUUAUUUGCA
Erigeron canadensis is the source of this 1724-nucleotide messenger RNA. RefSeq names its product cytochrome P450 704C1-like. Gene Ontology annotation, molecular function: oxidoreductase activity, acting on paired donors, with incorporation or reduction of molecular oxygen; monooxygenase activity; heme binding. The coding region runs from base 40 to 1623 and encodes 527 amino acids. The record is from RefSeq and is a predicted model, not a curated record. The transcript has 6 exons. Lineage: Eukaryota; Viridiplantae; Streptophyta; Magnoliopsida; Asterales; Asteraceae.